Lampris incognitus (smalleye Pacific opah) is the source of this 6999-nucleotide messenger RNA. It is a transcript of the gene secisbp2l, whose product is annotated as SECIS binding protein 2-like. Lineage: Eukaryota; Metazoa; Chordata; Actinopteri; Lampriformes; Lampridae. The record is from RefSeq and is a predicted model, not a curated record. Gene Ontology annotation, cellular component: ribonucleoprotein complex. Gene Ontology annotation, molecular function: selenocysteine insertion sequence binding; ribonucleoprotein complex binding; mRNA 3'-UTR binding. The transcript is spliced from 18 exons. The coding region runs from base 129 to 3413 and encodes 1094 amino acids. Gene Ontology annotation, biological process: selenocysteine incorporation.
UUAUAGGAACUGGGUGUGAAUCGCACUGAGGGCUCAAAGAAUUUCCUACAAUGAAGAAAAUAAAAGCAACAACAUCCUGACGUCCACGCCGUGGUCGAUCAGGGUCAGUGGCGGUAUUAGUGACUGAUAUGGAUGCAAGUGACAACAAGGAUGUGAAACUGUCGGCUGAAGUAGAACCGUUCAUCCCACAGAAGAAAGGUCUUGAGGGAUCCAUUGUCAGCAUGAGUCUUUCUGGAGAGGUGGGUGGUGGUGGUGGAGGGGCCGGAGGUGCUGGAGGAACUGGUGGAGGAGUGGAGACCACACCCAUUCCCAGCUACCUCAUCACCUGUUACCCCUUUGUCCAGGAGAACCAGCCCAACAGACAACACCCUAUGUAUAAUGGAGGGGAGCUGCGCUGGCAGCAGCCUAACCCCAGCCCUGGUGGUCCAUACCUGGCCUACCCUAUUUUAUCUUCCCCCCAGCCACCAGUCUCCAACGACUAUGCCUACUACCAGAUCAUGCCUGCCCCAUGCCCACCUGUAAUGGGCUUCUACCAGCCCUUCCCUGGCCCCUAUACUGGGCCCGUGCAAGCUGGGAUGGUAAACCCUGUCUCAGGGGAUGUCGGUGAAAGACCCCCCCCUCUUGGACAAGCAUUUGGACUGGCCAAUCAGAGGGGGAGGGGCAUGGUGCGACCAACUCUUCUUCCCAAGCAGCAGCAGCAACUUGGUGUGUGCCAACCUCUGAGGGGCCGUCGGCCCCCUACAAGGAGCGUUGCUGUACAGAAGGAGGUUUGUGCCUUGGGGCCUGAUGGUAGAAGCAAAACGGUUCUUCUGGUGGAUGCAGCACAGCAGACUGACUUCCCCGGUGAAAUGUCAGGGAGGGGCAGUACGGAGCGGGCUAGCCCCCUCCUGUGGAAGAACCGAACGAAAAGGAGACGGGCAUCCCACCCAGCAGAAAACUACAAUGAGCAGGGGGCCAGUGAGGCAGAUAUAGACAGUGACAGUGGAUACUGCAGCCCCAAGCACAACCAAGGAACCGGGGCUGCACAGCGUGCAGCAGAGCCCACGGGAGUUGAGACUGGUGUAAUGACAGCAGGGAGCUGGGUAAAUGUAGCUUCUCAAGCUACCCAGAAGCCCAGGGGUGACAGGAGCAGCCACUUUCACAGAGCAGACCUGAGGAAGAACACCGACCAGAGGAACUUUGCACAGCGUAUGCACCCAAACCAGAACCAGAACCCUAACUCUGCAGAAAGGAGACUGCAGCCAGGAGUGAUCACGGGGGCUGAGCUCACACCAGAGCCCCUCUACUUUGAGGAUGAAGAUGAGUUUCCAGAGCUGGCCACAGGAGGGGCAGUGCAGCGCAACACCAAACCCGAACCCACCCCAACCCAGGCACAGACACAACCCAAACUCCCCAAAAAUCUGCUGAAUAAUCUGCCGGAAAACUCGCCCAUCAACAUCGUUCAGACGCCCAUCCCAAUCACCACCUCUGUCCCCAAGAGGGCGAAGAGCCAGAGAAAGAAAGCCCUAGCUGCUGCCCUGGCUACAGCACAGGAGUAUUCAGAGAUCAGCAUGGAGCAGAAGAAACUACAGGAGGCGCUCACCAAGGCAGCUGGGAAGAAGAGUAAAACUCCAGUCCAGCUUGACCUGGGAGAUAUGCUUGCAGCUCUGGAAAAACAUCAGCAGGCUAUGAAGGCCAGACAGCUUACCAACACCAAGCCACUGUCUUUCAUUGUGGGUACAACAGCUCCAUUCCAUGGCUCAAGUUCGACAAAUGCACCGUCCAUGCUGAAGGGGCAACAACAGCAGUGCUCGGUUCCUCACAAUACCCUAGACUCCACUGCACCUCGUAUUAAGAGAGGGAAAGAGAGAGAGAUCCCAAAAGUCAAGCGGCCCACUGCUCUAAAGAAGAUAAUCCUGAAAGAACGAGAGGGGAAGAAGGGGAAGGCUAAUGUAGAGCCAGGCUCCUCAGGUCAGGAGGAGCCUGGCGAUGACGAACUACAGUUUACUGACGACCUCACGCAAGAGCCUGCCUCCCAAGAGGAAAAUGGCCUAAGCAUGCCCAGUGAUGCAUCCCUCUCACCAGCCAGUCAAAACUCUCCGUACAGCAUCACCCCAGUAUCACAGGGUUCCCCUGCCAGCUCCGGCAUUGGGAGUCCCAUGGCUGCUAACGCUAUCACCAAGAUCCACAGUCGUCGUUUCAGAGAGUACUGUAACCAGGUGCUGAACAAGGAGAUAGACGAGAGCGUGACCCUGCUUCUCCAAGAGCUGGUGCGCUUCCAGGAGCGUGUCUACCAGAAGGACCCCACUAAGGCUAAGUCCAAACGCCGCCUAGUUAUGGGUCUGAGAGAGGUCACAAAGCACAUGAAGCUGCACAAGAUUAAGUGUGUCAUCAUCUCUCCCAAUUGUGAGAAGAUCCAGGCUAAGGGUGGUUUGGAUGAAGCUCUGUAUAAUGUAAUUGCCAUGGCUAGGGAGCAGGAGAUCCCAUUUGUCUUUGCUUUGGGCAGAAAGGCACUGGGAAGGUGUGUUAACAAACUUGUGCCUGUCAGUGUGGUGGGCAUCUUCAACUUCUCUGGAGCCGAGGGUUUGUUCAACCGCCUGGUGUCUCUGACAGAAGAGGCCAGGAAGGCCUAUAAGGACAUGGUGUCGGCUCUGGAGCAAGAGCAGGCUGAGGAGGCUCUGAAAAACGUCAAGAAAGUCACUCACCACAUGGGUCACUCCCGUAACCCCUCUGCUGCUUCCGCCAUCUCCUUUUGCUCCGUGAUCUCUGAGCCCAUCUCCGAGGUCAAUGAGAAGGAGUAUGAGACAAACUGGAGGAGUAUGGUGGAAACGUCAGAUGCCUUGGAGCCAGUGGAGGCUGAGCCUAUCCGCCCUGCUCCCUCCUCAGCCUCCCAGAGAGAGGGUGAGGGCCUGCCCACUGCCAGCCAUUCCACCACCUCCACCUCCAGUUCCUCAUGUCUGCAGCAGAGAGCAACACCACAGACACAGGGCACAGGGGAGAGGGAGGAGGGUCGUGCUGACGACCGUCUAGAGCUUGCCUCCCAGCAGAGCACAGAGACAGGCUCCCUGGAUGGGAGCUGCCGGGACCAGCUGAACUCCUCCAUCACUUCCACCACCUCCACCCUGGUACCUGGCAUGCUGGAGGAGGCUGAGGAGGAGGACGAAGAGGAGGAGGACUAUACUCCAGAGCCCAUUUCCGUGGAGGUACCAGCGCUCAGCAGCCGCAUUGAGUCCUGGGUCUCCAAAACCUUGGAGAACCUGCAGCUAGGGAACAGCCGGGACAGCACAGAGGAGGAGGAAGAGGAGGAGGAGGAGGAAGAAGAAGAAGCUGUAGGAGGGCAGAGCGAAGAGGAAGAGGAUCUUGAUUCCGCUGAUGCCACAGGGAUAAGAACGGAGGGCAAGGAGCUGCAGGAGACGGAGAAGAUCACUGGCUGAUAUUGCCUCCAUCUCCUCUCUCUUGCCGGACUCUCGAUAUCUUAACACUCAUCCCUUCUUUUCCCUCACACAUCCCUCUUUCAUUAGAACCAGCAUCACCUCUCCAUUGUUAUAACCCCCUGGCACCAGACAUGAUCUCAGGUAUCCAAUAACCAACCAAUCAACACACACACACACACACACACUUGCACACAGAUCAUUAACCCAUAGACCAUUAACCCACCCACGCAUGACCAACUUACACAAACAGACAGGAUGGCUUGCCAAUUCACUUGUUCACGCCACUGGACCCCCAAAUACCUGUUUUCUUUCAACCACCUGACUGGACAAUGGGAAAGGAUGCCCUCGUCUCUUUGGCCCACAACCUGUUUACACUUGAAUUCAGAGGCCAAGCUUUUGUUUUCUCCACCUCUGAGGCUGAACUCUGUUGGAGCCAGGGAGACAUAUCAGGGAGGCAAAUGUCGAGGGCUAUGAUAGGAGAAAUGAUACUCGCAGAGAUAUCUGGACCUUUUACCUCCUGCCAGUGUGUUUUUUUACAGGAGAACAAUGGGGGUGGGGACUCGGCUCCACCUUGCUUCGUGCGGAGCUCAGAGGGUUCACAGCUUUGUGUGCAUUUGUGAUUGUGCGUUUGUUUAUGUCAGGGUGCUUGUAGCUAUGCACUUGUGUGCUACCCUUUACAGGUUUGUAGGUAGCAUUGUGCUCUGCUGUGUUUAGUAGCUUUAUCGUGUGCAUAACCCCUCCCCCCCAACUCCACUGCUCCAAGAGGAAAGGUGUGUGUGCGUGUGUGUGCCUGCGUGUCAUUUUGAGUCCUGUCCUCUGUUCAAAUGAUUUAAAAUAGGAAACAUAAUUUGACCUACUAAUAAGAAGUGUAACAAGCUUCAUGUAUAUAAAAGUUUAGGAUGUUCUACUACUCUGUAAUAGUCUGGUAUUUUGAUCUUGCCUAGUGUGAAAAGCUAUUUGGGGUUGUUCUCUUAUGAGUGGUGUUGAGUUGCUAGCUGUCGUCUGUGUCUUGUAUAGUGCUCCUGUUUUUUGUUUUUUUUUCUUAUUCUGUUUGUGGCUUGUCCAAAAGGAAACAUUUAGAUUUUUAUUGAGGCCUAUCUGAGUCAUCUAUUAUUUGGAGACCUUAACGUCUAUCCAAAGUUGUUUUUUUUUAUUAUUAUAAAUAAGAUAUAUAGGGAUGCACCAAUACUGGUAUCAAAUACCGGGCUAAUACAAGGCCAAAGUAGUGUACCGGUAUCGGAGAAUUUACCCAAGACUAAAAUCUGAUACCAAAAGCCAUGAUGAUUAACAUAUCACAGAUAAAAGCAAAAUGGCUCGAUUUCAUGCUUUUUUGGUACAUAGAAGCCUGUAUUUCUAUAAAGGUGGAUAGAAAAUGAAUUCUAUCUCAGUUACGUUGCCGAUUGACCCCCAAACGAAUGGUCAAGUCUGCACUGUUAAACAAAAGUAUCACAUCGAUACUCAAUAUCGGACGAUAUUUAAAGAGUAGUACUUGGGAUCGGCUUUGGUGUUGAGAAAGUGAUAUUGGUGCAUUCCUAGAGAUAUCACGUCAACGGAUAAUUAAACAUUGUAUGCGUAAUUUCUUCCUGAGCGCUGGAUAUUACACAUAGCCCCUUAAUGUCGCGAAGCCUCAGAACCUUUUUGUAAUAUUCAUUGUGUCAUCUAAAAAUGCAGUGUUUGGUAAUUACUGUUAAAAAAGACUGUCAGGAAAUGUGUUGAAAAUUGUUCCGUGUGCCUCUUGAAAUCAUGGGUCCUCCACUGACUGGCUUCCACAAAUGUUAUGAGCUUCUCUUAGCCGAUAAAUAUCUCUUAUAUCUCAGUGACCAGGAUAUGAGUCAGUCAGUCAAAAGCUGUUCGUCAUCCUGUCUGUGUUGUGCUCGUGCCGAGCUCAGACUACAUAAAAUCAACACAAAUUUGACACAAUCAUGUCAUUGCAGACAAAUGUCUGCCAGUAUUAUGAAUGUGGGAAACAGUCAGUCGUUGUGGUCCAUGGAUGGUAGAUGGUGGUAGAGCACCUGGUAUAUUACCUGGUAUUACCUGGUUGCCAGGUUGAGGAGUUUGAUUCGACCUGGGACCACCUGUCAUGUGAUGUCGUGAAUUCAUUGUAACAUGAAGUGGGCCAGGACUUGAGAAAUGCAUUCAUUUAUUCAUCAGUCCAGAAAUGUGACAUGGCAGGAUAUGACCGUUGAAUCAUCUAGGACAAGCCACUAUGCCCCAACAGAAAGUCUAGUAUGUCUAAGUCAGAAUUUCUCCUGUCUUGUAGGGCAACUUCAGAGACAUAACUCACUUUUGACCAAUGGCAGCGCGUGUUGCUCCUUAGUGAAAGAAACUGAACAAAUAUGUAAUUGUUUUGUUUUUUUGAUGAUGUGUUAUUCCCUCUCCUUGAUCCGUGACGAAGACGUUGUUUGAUUGGUAAAGGCGGCCUAAGUACAUGUCGCUGUCCAUACACGUAGUGUGUGCCACCUCAGAUAGGUCAAGAUUUUAGAAAGCUCUAAUCAUGUAAUCUGACUUGGACACCAUCAGAAAAGUUAAAAAUAACAUGCAGUCUGAUCCCAGCAUCACAUAUACAGACAGGGUAGCCAAAAAAUGACCAGCGUAGACUGAAGGAGCACAUCCUCUCUCUUGGUCAUCUGACCCCCAGUGCUCUUUCCCUCAAGUCAUCCACCCGGUUCUGUAAAGGGAUGUCCCAGCCCAUCUGACCUGCAGCUUUAAUUUAAAGACAAGGAUGGUCUAUAAAACCCCCCAAGUUCAUCAUGAAUCAGAAAAGCUUCUUAAAAAAAAAAAAAAAAGUAAAACUUCCCUCUCUGAUGGAGCCGAUCCAAAUUUGACUUUUAUCAGUGGUGUGUUUGCACAAGUAUUUGAUGACCAGUUAACGCCAGUGGUUUUUACCCAGCUGCCUGUUGGUGCGCCACAGCAGAGGCAUUUCCUCACGGUCACCACUGAAUGGCAGAAGCACCACAGAUAACCCCAGUAAGUUGUUAUUAAGCUAUUAUGCAUAUAAGCAUAACUGAACCCAUGUAAAUUAAAUUGUAUAAAAGAGAUUUUGACUUUACAGUGUAUUAAAAGAAACAAUCACCUUGUUCUUAAAGCCAUUUGAUAGAAACAAAUUUAAAUUUUAUCAGUUGGAAUCCAAUCUGAUAGUGAUUCAUACUGAACAGUUAGCCAGUCAUGACAAUGCUGUGUAUUUAAUACAGUGUGUUGGUCUGUAUGCAAUAUGAAGCCCUGAGAUGGGAGAAGGCAGUGUACUGUAUGUCAAACAAAGUCUUGUUUGAUAAAAGGUACGCUGUGUGUAGUCUUUUUUUUUUUCCUUUUUGCUAUCACUUCCAUCAAAGUGCGUUUUGGAGUGUGUACAAUGACAGCAAGAGUGUUCUUUGCACUAUGUAAAUAUAGUACUAGUAAAAAUCUUAUAACUAAUGUGAAAUGACAAAAAAACGGUUCAAUGAAGUACCUUUUUUUCAGCGUGUUAUUUGUCUUUAUACGGAUAUUUAAACUAAGCAGUACAUCACUAGCAACAUUGUAAGAGACAGCUUCUCAUGCUCUGUUCAUUCUUAAACCAUCUGGACUGAUGAUUAAUAUUAUUAAAAUGUUG